Messenger RNA from Colletotrichum higginsianum IMI 349063, 300 nucleotides. RefSeq lists its product as uncharacterized. The record is from RefSeq and is a predicted model, not a curated record. The transcript has 2 exons. NCBI's taxonomy places the organism in Eukaryota, Fungi, Ascomycota, Sordariomycetes, Glomerellales, Glomerellaceae. Bases 1 to 300 code for a protein of 99 amino acids.
AUGGCCGUGACCAACGCCCUCCAGGACCUCUUCAACAGCUUCUACGAGCUCCUCUCGUCCAUCUUCAACGCCUUCUACCACGUCCUGCAGACCUUCUUCAACGCCAUCAUCGGCUUCUUCACCGGAAUCGUCAAUCUCGUGUCGGACGUUUUCGCCGGCGCCAUCGACGUCGUGGGCGGCCUGGGCAAGUUUGUCCUGAGCAACUUUGUCAUCAUCGGCGUCAUUGCCGCCGGCGGCUACGCGUACGUCCGCUACACGUCGCAGGGAAGACAGGUCGCCGCCGGCAAGAAGACGGCGUAG